AUGCACUCAGGCAACAAAGAAACAGACAACGACUUGGAACAGAAAGGUGCCAAUGGCGACAUUGCCAUAACAUCGGAGGAGUAUAUCGACUAUACCGAUGAUGAAAUGAAAAAGCUCCUCCGCAAGAUCGACUGGCGGCUGAUGCCCUUCCUGUGGGGUUAUGCGGUCCUGUCAGCCGUCGAUGAGUAUAGCUGGGUCGGAUCCAUUUUUUAUUUUGGAUACCUCGUUGCCCAGUUUCCUUCGGUGAAGCUCAUGUCUCAUUUCCCCCUCGGCAAAUUUCUUGCUGUCACUGCUUUCGGAUGGGCGGCUACGACACUUCUCAUGGCCGUGACUCAUAAUGCUGCCGGCCUCAUGGCUCUACGUUUUCUCAUGGGUGCCCUCGAGGCCCCUGCCCUGCCGGGCUUGACCCUCGCUACCACCAUGUGGUAUCGGAUCCGCGAGCAGCCCAUGCGCGUUGCUAUAUGGAGCUCUAUAGUUGCCUCCGUCUACGUCGGACUUAUCUCCUACGGUCUCGGCAAUAUUUUCAAAUGGUACCAGGUCAAGGAGGCCCUCAUCGACUGGAAGUCGUGGGUCAUCUGCCUCUUCUUCCUGUGUAUGAACAUGUCCAAUGGCGGCCUUAACACCUUCUCGGCCCAAAUAGUUUCUGGCUUUAGCUUCAGCCGUCUGAACACGAUGCUUCUUGGCAUGCCCACGGGUGGCGGCCUACUCAUAGCGUACUACUUCUUUUACUUCUUCUGGGGCCCUUAUGCUAUCGCGCUUAGUCUACCCAUGGCUAAUACUAGCGGCCACACGAAGAAGAUCACGGUCAAUGCUAUGGUCUUCCUCGCCUACUGUGUGGCUAAUAUUCUCGCCCCUCAGACUUUCCGAGCCAGCGAGGCCCCAGGAUACGCGAGCGGAUACAACAGUAUCUUGGGCUUUGAAACCAGUGCUAUGGCCUUGAUGGCAGUAUACUAUUGCGGAGUGAAGUGGGAGAACAAGAGGCGAGAUAAGGAGUUGGAGAGGAUUAUGCUAUUGACCUCGCUAUGGAGGAGAGUAUGGAUGACUUGA
Molecule: messenger RNA, 1047 nt
Organism: Fusarium falciforme
Lineage: Eukaryota; Fungi; Ascomycota; Sordariomycetes; Hypocreales; Nectriaceae
Product: Allantoate permease
Exons: 6
Coding region: 1-1047 (348 amino acids)
Biological process (GO): transmembrane transport
Cellular component (GO): membrane
Molecular function (GO): transmembrane transporter activity
Source: RefSeq, a predicted model, not a curated record